Messenger RNA from Scutellospora calospora, 702 nucleotides. The record is from the annotation of a GenBank genome assembly. NCBI's taxonomy places the organism in Eukaryota, Fungi, Glomeromycota, Glomeromycetes, Diversisporales, Gigasporaceae.
AUGAAACGAUAUGCACAAACCCGUCUGUUCGAAAAAUCUGAUGCAAAGCAAGACGUGAUAAAUACAAGAAAAAAGGCAAAAACUCUCGAUAUAUCAACUAACAAUGAACAAAAUUUUAUUCAACUCGAGAUGUCCCAAGCUCAAGUGUAUUAUUAUCCUUCCAUUUUCUCCUUACAAGACUGCUUGAAAUAUUAUUCCGGCUUGGCUUCUCUUCCUUAUUGGUCUCGUCCAGUUUUUAAAAUAUUUGGACGCCAGGCAAAUGCAGCUCGACUCACUUGCUCUUUUGGUUCAACUCCCGACAAGGUUUACCGUUAUUCCGGAACUGCCGCAAAGGUUGAUUCAAUUGAAUAUCCACCUUCUAUAAAAAUUAUCCAAGACAAAAUUGAAUCAAUUUUAGAUACAAAAUUUAAUUUUGUUUUGUUAAAUUGGUACCAAAAUGGUAAUGAUUAUAUUGGCGCUCAUUCAGAUGAUGAAGGAGGCCUUGUACCUCAAGGAGUCAUUGCUUGUGUUAGUUUUGGUGCACCAAGAACUUUUAAAUUUCAAAAUAAAUCUGACAAAAAGUUAGUGAAUAAGAUAGUACUUGAAAAUGGAUCAUUGAUUGUUAUGAAAGGAACAACUCAACAAUUUUGGAAACACUUAAUUCCAAAAGAAAAAAUUAUUAAAGAUGGUAGAAUCAGUUUAACUUUUAGACAGCUUAAAUGA